GGUCGUCCAAGCCCAUAGUCCGCAGUCACAAUUCGGUCGUUCAACGGUGUGGACGUUACACCGCUUUGUGUCGCGGUGUAAAUUACGAUUUUACCGGAAGUGCAAUUCGGCACCUCCGGGCGAACAUUCGAGCUCGCUCGAUCCCGUUUCCCCGGGUACUCGUCGGAUGCGCUGGUUCGCGGUGCCGGCGAUCGUCGAUGAAAUCAACGUUAGGCGUUUGGGCCGCGCUCGCUAAAAGGAUUGCCUAUAUUGUUCGAUUACUCCGAUAAUUUCGGAGCUGGGUGAAACUGUUGGUUGUCGUGGUGCGUUGUGGUACUGCACUGUUUGGUGUUACCUUUUUCGUUACGUUUUUCCUGAGGAGUUUCGCUCGGUGAAGCGCAACUUUAAGCUACGCCCGGCCGGCGCGGCGCCUGUAUUAAAGGGAGAUAUGCCCGAAGCACCGACGGCGAUCGACUGACAGCCGCUCCGUGAAAUUGGAAUCGUUUCGAGCGGAUUGGCGACCGGCACUGCAGUGAAUAUACUAAUAUCAUCGCUCGGUGACGAGAUGCGAAGACGCCAGGGCGAAUUCAUGUAGAUCCUCGUCACGCGAAAGGCGGACUUUUGGGUUGGGCGACUGGUGCUGGUGAAAUGUAGCUUGCGAAAAGUCUUCCGUGCUUCCGCGAAGGGAAGACGGCGAUCCAAGGGUUUGUUGAUUCUCCGUGGAUCAACCCGUGUACGCUGGUGGUCUCUCUCGCUGGUGCUGCUCCGCGUUCGUCCACGAAGUCGUGGAACCCGUGGAGCUGUGGUGAUAGUCGAGGUUCGCGAAGUUUCUACCGGCGCCGGAACAGAAACAUCGGGAAAAACGCCUUCGCGAUGUGCCCGUGAAUUGGAUACUCCGGGAAAAGGGACUCCUCUUCCCGUCGCAUCAUCAGGAUGACGGAACGCUGUCUGUCGGACGCGUACGACUAGUCGUCACAGUGGAGUUCUGCUUAAUCGCAGCCUCGGGAGGGGGUGGUUCGAUGUUGGUCCCUCCCGUGGCCCAAAGUGGGACCGGGGAUCGUCCCGUGGGGGACACGGUGGCACGGGCUCAGCAGACAACCGGCCCCGGUGCCGCUACGACGACCCUAUGGCCUUUAGCACCUGCGCAGUCCAAUCAGGUUCCCAAUCAACAGUCCCAGGGCAUACCACCUCUGGCCGCUACGCCUGCGCCCGCUCACAAUCAAGGUGCGAACCGCUACGGGCUGUACUCGUUAUUCCCAGGGGGUGGCGGGGGCAGUUACGUCGCUGCCACCCCCGCCACCCCCGAGCAACCGAUGCCAGCACGGGCUUAUCACGCGACGCACAAGGAACGGACAAUUUCAGAGAGCGUGUUUUCCGCGGCGGUCGGGGUUGGGGUAGGUGGCUACACCUGGGGUGCUCCCACGCCCCCGCCGGGAUCACCCUACAGCCCUGUGCCCGUGACACAGCUGGAGCUGCUGGCGAAAAAUUUAGCGAACCUGGCGCCUGCAGCCGCCACAGGUCAGCAGGCUCUGAGUCUGCAGGGUGUCGGUGUUAACGUGGCGGGCAGUCUGCAUCACGCGCAACAUACCACGCAGCACACGCAGCAUACCCUCAACCUCACCGGAAUCCAUCAUCUGCAUCACGGUGGCCUCCAUCAGAACACAUUCUCGCCUCAGCUGUCGCUAGUAACCGGCAGUGCGCCGACGUUGACCAUCAACAACUUCUCGUCGCAACCAACCUCGACCAACGGCAUCGCGCCGACGACGGGUGUCCUUCUGCAGGAAUAUCAACCGCCAAUAGGUGCAACAGCGGCGACAGGAUGUACCGUCACCGUGAACGGUUCGUCCUGUUUAACCAACACCAGCAGCACAACCAGCAGCAUGAUGAUGCACGGCGGCGGUAUCCAAGCAACCGGCAACCAGAUCGCCGUUCAAGCCACCGCCACGAAGAAACGGGAGGCUUUCCUUUCCAGUCAAGGCCAACCGGUGAAGUUGGAGAACAAAUCGACCAGGACGUCGUGCCUCUGCAGAAACAGCAACGGAAAGACAAAGGUGGUGCAUUCAGAUGUGGGAUGCAGCAGGACGUUACCUGUCGCCUCAUCCUGGAACGGACAGGACAGCAAUGCUGGUGCUAACAAUAGCGGCGCUAGUCUGACCGUAAAAAGGGAACCCUUGGCUUCGGUGCCCUGUCAAGUCGCAGAAGUUUCCACGUCCCUUCAUGCCACUACCACCUCUGUCAAGAUUGAACCCGUUCCAAAGUCCGAGAAUGGGAUAGCCGUCUCUAAUGCGGGAGCCGGUGGCAUACCGGUUGGCAUUGCUGUGGCGAGGCAGCGAUUGCAGCAUCAAGAGACUUCGACGUCUAUGCGCAAUGUGUCCUUAAGUCAUCACACGUCGCAUCACGCGACGAGCUAUCAUCAUUUCCAGCCGGACAGCCUGGGUUCCAGCACGGCCAUGGCGGUAGGCGGCACUACCCUGGUGCACUGCGGAGGGCCUGGAGGGGAGGAUCGUGCGGCCCACCUCGCUGCCAUUCCCUCUGGGGCUCUCGCGCCCUCGCUGAGCCUGAAUUCCAGCCUGAAUUCCACCCUGGGCAGCAUCGGCGGCGGACCGGCGGCCGCGGCCGAUACGGCCGGCGCUGCUUGGCCGCCCACACUGUGGCAGUAUCCGGCUACGGCGGCCGCAGCGAUGCCAACGGAGCCGGUCGGUUUUCCGCAGAUGGGUUCUGGACUGCAAGGUGGAUUACAGUUAGUCCGCGAUCCAACGACCGGACAUAUUCUCCUUAUUCACGCUGCGGAACAAAUGCAGCAAGCCCUGGUGUGGCCGAAUUACUCGAACCACAGCAACAACAUUGCACCGCCGCCACUUCUGCUACCGCCGCCUCCACCCUCGAUACAGCUUCUGGGUGAUAUCGGCGGCGCGCGAUUAGUGCUGACCGAGAACAAAAGGAAACAACAAAGCGCGCUGCCGAUAGUAAAGAUCGAAACGGAAUGCAGCAACAGUCCAACGACUAUAAUCACGUCCACCGAAUCGUCGAAGACCGCCUUGCAAACCAUGACAUCCGUGACUGGCGCUCUGGUACCGGACGCAGCUUUGGUUACCACGCUGCAUUAUUAUCCCCAGGCGCCGGCACUGGUGCAAAUCAGCCAGGCCGAGCCUACCACCACGCACUGCAGGUCACAGGCUACGUCACCGGUCUCGUGUCUGACACCACCCCCGGAAAUACCGGCGGCGAUUCACACAAUCGAAACAUCGUCAUUCGGGGUUCAGGAUGCUUCGAAUCAAACCGACGCGCCCGAAGAUACCGAGGAGAAGCAGGAGACUCUUGUGAAGCAGGAGCAAAAUCUGAGCCCGUGCCAGGUCGUGUCCCAAUCCACAGGGUCGAAUUUAACCGCCGCCAAUUUCGAGAUCGUCCCAUCGCCGACGGAGAGGAUCUGCAACGUCGUUAGAAUCACGACAACUACGACCACGGUAAAUCCGACCGUAUGUGGCAUCGUAACCAAGGUAGACAAGGCGGAGAAUACGAUCAUCAAUAUGGCCGACUGCGCCAAGUAUUCGGCAAAAGAUGGAAAAAGUCUCAUGAAAACGAUUGAGCAGGACUCUCGUGUCGACGAGGAGGUUUGUACGGAUGACAAGAUGACGCCUAUCAGCAGCAGGGGCAGCAGGCUUGGUGCUAGGAUCAUCGAGAUCACCGAAGAGAACUGUGAUAGCUUCCACGAGAACCUGGAGUUCUUCGCAAGGAGACGAGACAUCAGCGCGGAGCAGCGUGAUCAUCGAGAUUACUCUAUGGAUGAGGAGAAUGUUGUACAAAAGUCUAACAGUCAUGAAAAGAAGAUCGAGCCGAAGAUCAAUGACGUUUCGGAGAACAUUGAAGUUCACCAUCAAACAUUUUCUAAAACAUCGGCACCGCCAGUCAUCGAAACGAAGUCAAACGUAGCCGAUUCAACGGAGUCGUCAAGAAUCAAUUGCGAGAGUUGCGACAAGGACCGGAAUACCUCAAACAGCGAAACCAGACCUCAAAUCACGGUUAAAUCUUUCGACAUGCCUAAUAUCGACUGCGACGAUCAGGAAAUGCAACAAGUAGCUAUCAAGCAAGAAGCUGACGACAGUUGCUAUGAGAUGUGCUACGAAUCGUCUCAGUGCGAGCCAACGUCUACCAGCGAAAGAUACAGAUCUAGCUGCGAGAAAUCGUUGCAGGAAGCGACAAAACGACACUCCACGGAGAAAUCCCAUCAUCCGGGUAUCGAGAAUGUAGUAGAGAAGCUGAAGAAAAACGCGGCGGCUCUACAAGAAGCCGCGCUACCCAGCGCUCAAAAAAUCGAGGAAUCUGUGGAAAGGUCGAACGUGGAGAAUGUCAAGCUACGAAGGUACUCUGAAACAAUACCGAAGAAGUUGCAUCUUCUAAGAUCGUGCCAAAACUCUCUAGAGAGUGGCACAGUCGACACCGAGAUCUCUUCCUCGCAAACCCCGAUGUCGGAGCAACAUCUUAAAGAUCAAUCGGGACGACAUUCGCCUCAUCACAGAGAUAUGGCCAGUAGCGAAUGUCUGCUUAACGAAAACAAUAACGACAGCAGGAGUAAUAACAACAAUAUUAAGGCGUUCGAAGAUAAGAAAUUGCUAGCGAAAAAUGAGAAGAAUGUCUCCCACGAUAUUACCGCUUACGUUAAACCCAAGACUGUCUGGCGCUGCGAGGUGCAACCAUUUGAAAAGCCUAAUGUAAUUCGCAAAUCCAACGAUCACGAAGAAGAUACAUCUACGGAGACAAAGUCCAAGGUACAGAGACAAAAGCCAGCCAUCGAUGUGAGCGGUCUCGAAUUGUUGUCAAACAGCAUCGAACAGCUGGAGCAACGAGUCGGCCAGCCGGAACAUCUGCAACUGGACGCGGAUGCCGAGAAGUCACCUGUUAAAAGCAAACUGAUAAGCCCGCAAAGUGAAAGUAAUAAUAACAACGUCGGCAGUCCUCUCGGCUUACUCUGUGCACUAGCCGAACAGAUUAUGCAGGUGGGCGACAAAGUUCCCCGAAAACUAAACCUCGAAAGCUCGGAGGAAAUCUCACAAGCUGGUAGACUACUGUUAAAUCUGGGCAGAAGCAAUUCUCUCGAGAAAGAUGAAAACAAAAGAAAGUAUAUCGAGACUGAUGAUCAUCUUUCCAAACGAUUCAAGUUUCAAGAUUGCGAAGAGGAAGCUAAGAAUGUGUCGCAAAAUUACGAAAAAGACGUCAAAGAACAGACAAUGGAAGUUAACAAAAGAAAACAAGAAGAUGCUCUGAAAUCAAAAGAAGCCAUCAAGAAUAUCAAUAAUUUCUCUGAAGAGGAAAUCAAUAGGAUCUCCGAUGAAAGAACUAUUGGCUUGGAAGAACAAUCUCUCAAUAGAGACGAGUGUUAUUCCAAUACGAAAACUGUUAAAAACCUCCAAGUUUCCUCGGACAAAACAUCGAAUAACUUACUAAGUAAUGAUGCGUUUUAUAAGAACGUGAAAGAAGACAAGCUGUCGGAUUCAGAGGGCGAGAUGUUCGAGUCAAAAGUCUUAUCUGAAGAGUCAACGAGUUGCGAAAUUAGAAAUAACAAGCGUAAAAUGUCCGUCGAAGAGAGAGACGUAAGAGAGAGCCACGACUACAAAAACGCACGAACAAAGUUAGAGGCGAAGAAGUUCAUAGCCAAGAAGGGAAACCGUGAUAACGAGGAUGACUGGCCGAGCAUGAACGCCACAGAACUUGAUAUGAGAGUCAGAAUGGCCGAUAUUCAGAGACAAUAUAGAGAGAAACAGAAGGAGCUUUCCAAGUUGAUUCCCAAGAAGGACGAAAAGAAAUACUCUGGCAGACCGCGAAAAAAGAGUCAUUCUUCCACCAGUUCCGAUCACGGGACGUUAUCAUCGCCACCCGCGCUUGAUCUUAUGACCUCUCCGUCGCGAGAAUCGCCCUCGAAAUCACCAGAGCGUGGCACACCUUCGCCGUUAGCCUCAGCUGUUCUGACCAUGCCGAAGUGCAACGUGAACCUCGUGAAACUCGGCGAGCCCAAAAGUCACAUAAAACUUCUGGAUAACAUACCCAGUAUUCCGACAUCAGUACCGCCUGUAACAUCGCCGAUCCCAGCGUUACCUGGUUCCAGUAACGCAAUACCGGAGGAUGACGAAAAGAGUACAGGAACGCUGGGCUAUGACACGUCGUCACCAGCACCGACUGUCGUAAACUCGACUUCCGCUUCUAAGAAGAGAAAAGUGGGGCGACCGCGAAAGCUCACCUGCACCUCGGGUAGUGCUAGACACUUGACAGAGACAAUCGUCGCAAAAAAACCUAAAAGCAAAAGUUCUCUAGUGGGUUACGUACUAUCCUCUAAGAACAGGCACUUACAAACGAAGCAAUGCAUAAACAGUAAAGCCGGUUAUACCCCGUUACCAUUUAAAUCAGGAGUUUCUUCUCCAAAGCUACAAACCAAGAUACAAAAAGUUGCAAAAAUGAAGACAAAGCCGGCAAAGCAAACUCCGCUACAUAACAAAAAUGUGAUCAGCUCAAUUAUCGCUGAGAAAGCAAAGUUAAGUCAAGAGGUAAAGCUUGAGAAGCAUUGCAGUAAAAUAAAACCGAAACUCAAAGCGGAGGUAAAGGUGAAAAAUUGGGAGGAUGACGAGAACGAUAUGGUACAACCCGAAAACAUUGUUCCACCUGAAGAACUUACAGUUCAAACGCCUGUGAAGGAAAUGCCGACAGAAUCUGUGGAAAUGUUAGAAAAGGAACCGGAAAGAUCACGGCAUGACAAGUCGAAGAAGAAAAAGCGAAAAUCCAGUUCGUCGCAAUCACCGAAUCGUGACAGAAAGGAGUCUAAACGACGCAAGUCCCUGGAAUGUAAACAGUGUGCCAAGGCAGCCGCUGCGAAAACCUCCGAGAGCAUUGUCAACCGUUGCAAGUUGACGUCCGCUCAUUUGGCCAUCGAUCAGCUGCGGGUUCUCAUGGCGAUGGGCGGUCUCUUCUACGCGGGCAGGCUGAGCGCUGUGCAAGCGCCUGAUGUUUAUGCUAUUACAUUGGAUGGCGAGCGCGGAAAUAGACCGCAUAUUCACUCCAGAGAAGAGAUUCUGCAAGACGCGAUUGUGGAAGUGUGUCCGACUUCAACGAAAGAAUUACCACCCGGAACGAGACUAUGUGCGUAUUGGAGCCAGCAGUACAGGUGCUUAUAUCCAGGAACUUCCGUGAAACCUUUGGUACCUGAUCUGCAGAACGAUGAGAAAUUCGUCACUGUGGAAUUUGAUGAUGGGGACAGUGGUUUAAUCGUCUUGGAUGAUAUCAGACUUUUACAGCCUAACUAUCCUGUCGUAGUGUAUGAUCCAAAUCCUCUACUCUCACUGGGCAAACGACGACGGCAAACGUCGACUUCGGAAGACAAGCGUUCCACGGGCAAUCUGGUCGUUCCAUCAAAUGGUCAAGGUGUUCCAUCGACAUCUCGAAGUGUGGCAGCUAGCAACAACAGCUUCGCCACGUGUCCCUACGUUUCUAACGUCGAACUGGCAAGCGCUAAUGAAUGUGCCGAGGCGGAAACCGAAACAAAUGUCGACACGAGUAGCACGAGCGGUACAGAGUACCGUAAAAAGAAACACAUGAAGAAAAUAAAAAAGAAAAAGCUACUCGAGACUCAAGAAGGGAAAAAGAAGCACAGAAAGCAUAGAUCCUGUAAGGAGCAUCGAAAACACAAGCACAGAAAACAUCGAAAGCACAAACACAGGCAUCACGGAAGCAAUAGUGACACAAAAGACGGAAGUCGAGAGAAUAGCUGGGAGCAAAAGAAUGAGGAAGAAGCCAUUACAGAUUUGUCGAAUACAAAUUUUUCCGCUGUCGAAGAAACAAGAUUGUCCGAAGAAGAGGAUGAAACUGAAGAAUCAUUAGUAACUGCUGAGAAAGACAACGAGGCUCAAGUGGAGCUUGAAGAACCGGACUCAAAAUUAGUCGACAAAGAUGACGAUGUUCAGGUGACGACGUCAGAACCAUCGGUGCCCAUUCAGCAGACUGAGAUAGAGCCUGAGGAAAAAGAAUCUACUCAACAAACUCAGAUAGAAUCUGAAGAACCAUUAGAAACCGAUCAAGUUGGCGAUGAGACACAGAUGGAAUCCGAAGAAGAUGUCCAGGAGAACGACGAGGAGCCUGAGGAACCGCCAGAACCAGUCAAGAAGAAGCUGAAGAAGGCAUCGACGAAUCGUGCCUCGACAAAUCGUGCCACGAUCAAUCGCACUUCGACGAACCAAGGUUCGACAGUUCGCGGUUCAACGAGUCGCGCCUUGGCGAAUCGCGUCUCGAUGAAUCGCACAACGACAAAUCGCGCCUUGACGAGGCACGCCUCGACGGUACAGACUUCUACGAGUUGCAGCUCCACGAAUCGGGCCUCGAAGAAUCGCGCCUCCAACCCGACAACUCCGGCCAACCCGCCGAAUCCCGUUGAGACUCCCAGUCCAAUAGCCCGCAUGUUGCCUAACAAACGCCAUUGGAAAUGGGCGAGCAGUAGCCGCGUGUCUGGCGGAAACCAAUAUUUCACAGCUAUAAAACGCGGCAGAGAAACGAUAAAUAUAGGCGACAGCGUAUUAUUUUAUUCCUAUCGAAAGCCUCACGAGAAACCUUACAUCGGCAAAAUUGUGUCGCUGUGGCUAAAUCAGAAAUUAGAGAUGAGAGUGAGAUCCCAAUGGUUCUAUCGUCCUGAGGAGCUACAACCACCCUGCAGCCUAAAUCCCCCGGGUGGCCUGUUUGAAUCGAAGCACAGCGAUUCAAACGACGUACAAACGAUUUCCCACAAAGUAAUGGUGCUACCACUUGAAGAUUAUAAUAAGACACUGCAACAGUCGCACAGACAUCAAAAGGGUUACGAGGACAACGAUCCCUACUAUUACUACGCUGGCUUUUAUACGCAUCCAACGGUAACUUAUGCACCCGGCGUCAAAGCUGUUCUGAAUGAAUGAGAACAGCUUAAGCUGACGAUUAAGUUAACCGGAAUUACUUAAUCGUGGUCAGCUACCAACUCUGCGAAAUUUUCGAUGUAACAACCGUUUAAAAUGAACGGCUCUCUUUUGUGCGGAGGAAGACAAACUUGAAAGCUUACAGCUGUACGUUAGAAACGUAGGCGAUACGUUACACGCAAAAGAUGAAAUUAUUUCUCCAUAUCUUUAUCGCGAGAGCAUUGCUCAUUAAAUCCACAAGGCACAAGCAUUACUCGAUUCGCGAUGUAAAACAAUAAUUUUUCAGGACAAAAAACUUAUUUAUUAUCUAAAAUAUCUAAAUAUUAGAUUUAUUUGAUGAGAAUCUAAGUAUUUUAAUUUCUUCAUUAACUAACAAUAGCAUUAUUUUAUCUAUUUGUUUCAUUGCAUUUCUUAUAUGAAAAUAUCUUGUUAUCAUAAUACAUGACACGAAAUUAAAUAUUUCGUCGAUCGACUUGAGAUCAUUAAAAAAAUAAGAAAAAGGCAUGUUGUCGUUUAAUGCGUGCGCGACCUAAAAAUGAUAUAAAUUGAUUCAUAGCCUGCAAUUUUUAAUCUUUAUAACAGGCAAAAAAAUACUUGUGCCUUGUUCAAAAAUUCCUCCCAUUAAAUGCGAUCCGACUGCCGUUCGAUUUCUGAGAAUUUCCGAAUUGUAAUUACGCUUACAUUUUGCUAGCAGGAGAAAGCGAGAGGAAGAGGAGGGAAGGGAGAGAGAGAGAGAGAGAGAGAAAGAAACGGAUCGAUGCAAUAAUCACACUAAGUGGCAUUAAACGCGGAAGUGAUCAAGAUAAAAAGUUAUUUGUUGUACAUAUUGUAAAUAUGAUUUUAAGAACGUGUGUCUAACCUUUGCGUGCACACGACUCGUUAAUGUAAAUCGCGUUAAAAACGGUAGAAUCAAGUUUAUACAGCUUAAGUUUUAAAUUGUAAGUUAAUGACUCGAGUAACAAUAACAUUUCGAUAUUUAAAUAACAAAAAAAGGGAAGUACACUAUUUUCAUGUUCGGAGAGUAAAAUUUUUUUAACGAUCGAUGAAACAUACGAUAAAUAAGGAUAAUGUAACUUCGCUAAAGGACGAAUUGAAGACGAAGAUGAUAUUCAAGUUAUUCUUUAGAGAUACAGCUUUUAGAAAAUUUCGAUUUGUCGUAGUGGAUCGAUGACGAACACGAUACGUCGUGUUUUUACUUCGCUAAUCGAUAUAACGCUAAUCGCGUUUAUAGAAUAGACAUUUGCAUAUUUUGCGAUACAGUCAGAUGCUUUGACCUGAAAUAUCGCAAAUGUAACGAGCAAUAAAGAAUUAAUCCCAUCAAAGCUCGCAAGAAAAUCAAUUAUUUAAAUGUAACAGGCUGUUCGCUGAGUUUGAGAAAGCGCCCGAGGGAUAUAGAAAGCCGUUUACAACGAUAAAAGUAAAAACAUUAACACCAAAUUAAUUGAAAAAAUUUUUCUUUAAAUAUUGCUUAACAACUUGUUAAGAUAUUAAAAUGCAAAUUUACGAUGUGCAUCAAAUGAUGAUAAACCUCCUGUCGAAACGAUAGUGAAUGGAUAAAUUUAUUUCCUUUACUGAAGAGAAUUAGAAUGAUAUCGUAUUAAAACUUAAAUUUGACUCGCAAGACUCGGGCCUAAAUGAUCGUGAAUGUACUUAUAAAAAAAGUUCAUUAUAUACGACUUAUUAUUAACUCAUUUUUUUAAUAAACAAAGAAGAUAAACUUUGUUUAAAUAAAUAAGAAAUUAUUAUUUGUAAAAAAAAACAAAGACAGAGAACACAAAGUAAUAUAUUGUUACAUCCAAAAAUGUGCAACAUUAUAUUAUUUAACAUAUUCAUAUAUUUAUUAUAAAUAUUAUAUAACUGAGUUCAGAGUCACAUGUCAUGUGCUAUCUUUGUUAAACAAAAAUAUCUCUCGCUUCUUGCUUUAUUUCACUUAUUUCGCAUAUCAUAUUGACACAUCAAUUAACUCGAUAUCUAUAUACCAAGGUGCUGUACAUCAAUCAAAAAACGAUUUUUCAUAAAAAAUGGAUAAUUGAAUACGAUAAAUAUCGUUCUUUGCAUCUUUCUACUUUUUUAAUUUUAACCGCGUAGAAUUUAACUAUUUUCAAAAUACAAAUUUAUUAUAACCCCCGUUUUCGUAUUCACAUGUGCAGCGCGUUGUUUUUGGCAAUAAAAGAAGCAAAUACCACUUACAUCUUCAGUGACUAAAGAAGCUACGUUUGCCUUUUAACGCUGAUAAAUAAACUAAAAACUAUUUACACAGUUAAAUCGUGAUUAACAUGUAUGCUUGCGUUGCUGUGAGAAAGAUAAGCAACAAAAGAUAACGAAAAAGUUUGCAAAGAAACUGAAAUAAUAAUAUAAAUUAAUAACACAAUAGCUGAAAAAGGUGCAAAAAUCUUAAGACAUAAAAUUUGAUUCGGCCUUUAUCUCAUCUGCAAUUUACUCGAGUCGCCCUCGGAGCGUUUACAAGUUACUUUUGAGAUUAUUCGUAUGAGAAUAUACAAACGAGUUAGCAGAGUACAAGUUCCCUAAUAAUAAUAAUAGAACCGUGUUGCAAAGCCAACGCUUCAGUCGUAGUUUCCCACCCUCUCUAUUGUCGGGAUUUUGGAUUCGAUGGAGGCAUAUUUUCGGGAUCAUCCCCGAAACUAUAAUAUGUAAAGACACUUUUAUAGAUACUUUUAGAACAUUUUAUGUGAGAAAAAUUUUUAGUGUUAUAGAUAUGACCUUUCAGGCAGUCGAUCGAUUUUUCUGAAAAAUAAAGAAAGUAAAAACUUUGUUUAAAUAAAGGUUGACGAAACCAUAAAAUUUUUUGUCGCGGCAAAUGACGUUUUAUUUGCCUGGAACGAGAAACUUAAAAAUGCGACAAAUAAAAAAACUGACAAAUCAAUUGACAGUUUUGCGAUCGACUUCCAGAAAAGAGUCCAGUUUUUUCUGAAAAACCUUAAUGAGACUUCAUCGAAAUUGAAUGGUCCGGCGACAUCUUAUCGCAUUUUCUCGAAUGAAACCUGUACAAUAUAGAGAAAAUUUUCGAAAAUUGCUAUAACAUGUACUAUAAUAUAAUAAUAUAAUAUUAGAGUGUAGAGAGUCUUUCGAAAAUCGAACUGGAGUGUGAAGUACAAACUGAAGACACAAUAAAUGCGCGCGCGAGUGAUGCGAUUAUCGAGAAAAGAAGGAUUGAGAGGUACUUAUACGCGUAAAAUGAUGAACGAUUUGUUUUCUGUGUAAAUAUACAUAGGAUGCUCCGUUGUGUACAUAUAGCGCGUUGAAACUGCGCGGUGUUUCGCGCCAUGUCGCUUUUAAAGAUAUUUUUGACGAUCGAAUUAAUCCAUUGUAUAGAACACACGAUUCAAUCAAUGUAGUACGUAAAAAUAUUAAAUACGUGUGUAUAAUAUAUAGUAUUUUUUCAUGAGGGUCGCAACGAGACGACGGCGAGAGUCAGCCAGGCUUUCUAAAUAUUAAAGAAAAAAAAAACCAAGAGAUCUUAAUCGUUCACGAUGCAUCAGUAAGCUUCCGUGAGUGGUUACUGUGAAUGUCUAGACAGUGUUGUUGGGCGGACGUAAUCAGGCCUUAUCGAAAACCUCUAGAGCCCUAAGAACACCGGGACCGCGGUUACACAAAUCAACUUUGUUUUUCGGUUUUUCAGCUUUCCGUCUCUUUGUCUCAAUAAAAACGUUGCAGAGUAAACUGUACAGUUAUUUUCUAUCAACCAGUAAAAAUUUUUAGUAAAAAAAAUAUAUGCUUAAAUUGUAUGCUCACAGUACGCAUAUUUAGAAGCGUAUAGGUUGCGAAUUUGCAUAUGGCCGAUACUGUGGCUACGUGUCGCCGAGUAACUACCCUUCGCAGUAACUAUAGUCGUCAGAUAAAAAUAAAAAGGUCCUGAAACAGCAGCUGUGCGAAGUGGCCACCUUUCCCCGCUCGGUAAGAGCAUGUAACCGAUAAGGAGCUCGGUGUUCUCGAGGGGCUAAGCAUGGAUGAUGGUGGUGAAUUAUACGGUACCUUCUCCGCGCAAAGAAUGCGCAACGAGUCUUGUCGCAAUCUUUCUAGACGCUUGUAGUUAAUAUUAUAGCGCAGGUAUAAUAUUUUAUUAAUUACCAUUAACCGCGACGAUGUAGCAUCAUCCGAAAUACAUACAUACAUAUAUAUAUAUAUAUAUAUAUAUAUAUAUAUAUAUAUAUAUAUUUCGUAUAGUGCUACAUAUACACACACCCGUUAUAUAUUCUAAAUAUUAUAUAUUUUUACUGUGUAAUUAUAAUAAAUUGCUAUACAAUUACUAAUUCAAUCCUGAACGCGUAAUUCACCUAUACAAAUUAAUGAUUAACAAGUCAACAUUCAAUCCAUUCGAAAUUGCUAUGAAAGUGGAAAUUCUGUCCAUCAGCUGAUCUGACUUUUUGACGUGCCGCUUUUGGCCCACUGCUGCAUCCAACGUUACGAGAUUAGCAUUCGCUUUUCGAGGUUUUUUGUAAAUAUGUAUUUGGAUCGCGUAGAGAGAGAGAGAAAGAGAGAGUGAGAGAGAGAAAGAGAGAAAGAGAAAAAGAGGGGUAGAGGGAAAGAAAAAGAAAGAGAAAUCAAAUGAAAAAUCGAUAUCUUCGAUGUUCGAUCGUUCUUUCUAUAAGACGCAAAAUUAAUUUAUCGAUAAAACCCCUCCACUCCUCUCUACAUAUUUCAGGAGACACGAAAGAAUUAAUAUUAAUAAAUCUCUAAAUAUCGAUAUUCCGCGUCCCUCUUAUCUCGGAUUUCGCGUGGAAUUAAACAGUGAUGGGAAUCCAAAUAAUACGUACGUUUUCGAGAAUUUUUGACACAUGAUCAAUAUGUUGUAUAUAAAAUCAGAAAUUGCAGAAUAUUAAUCAAGGCUUUCUUUUUUUAGAACACGAAAAUUGCAAUUAUAUUCUACACGUGGUAUUAUUAAUAUAUUUCAAUUUCGCAAUGACGCUCCCACUUCAUUGAAUAAUUGUAAAAUUUUAAUUUAAAAAUUACAAUACACAAUUCGUGCUUCUUUUUUUUUGCUCGCUUAGUUUUUUUCAAUGUUUCCUAUAAUUUUUUACUUUUAAAAGUAAAUGCUUGAAUUUUUCAUACGAAUACGUUUUUUAAAUAUUUGUUUUCAUUUGCGGUUAAUACGAGCAAAAGCGCAUUUUGUUCACGUUCGCCGGAACAUUUCCGCCGGUAAAUAAGAGCAAAGAAAUUUCGCUCGACUUUAUUCAUACCACUCAAUUAUCGCUCGAACUUUCUGACCAAGGUUGCAAGAACAGGGAGUGCAUCCGUUCCGAGCAGGUCUGAUUUAUCUGGCACGUAGCGAAGUUUGCACACACACGUCUUGCACCGUAAACGAACUUCGAGAUUAAGUCUUUUCGUUCAGGUUCUACCAAUCAAUAGAUAGCGGUAGGCGGUAAGUAUUCCGACAAUUUUCCUCAAUUUCAUAGCCUCGCGAUAAAUCGCGAUUAAUUGAAUUCCCAUCACUGGCUAGUCGUCCAGCAACACCAACAGCAGCAGCGGCAGCAGUAACAGCAGCGGCAGCAGCACCUUGUACAAACACGAAUUUUACGGUAGAACGGAAAGGCGAAUGAAUUUUAAUAACAUACCAGGUAGAAAAGGAACAAAAACGGCGAAUCGAUUCGAAGUGGUUUUAUUUCUCGCGCGCGCGCGCGAAAAGAGAUAAAAGGCGGUAUUUUAGAUCUAUAAAAAGAAAUCAAGAUUGAUUCUAUUUUAGUAAUGCAUUUGAUAUCAGACGAAAAGUAUUUCGAGCGACACGUGCAAAAAUUUCGAAAAUGCGAUUAAAAAAAGAAGAAAAGAAAGAGAGAGACACGUGCGAAAAAGCGUGUCGUUUCUCUUUCUAUCUUAUACUUUCAGAAACGUGCCUGUAUGUGGGCGGUGAUAGUGACUAUGAUAUAGCGACUAAGGACAAAGUGUGUCGAGAUAAGAAUUUAGGACGCGAGGUUUCUUCUAUUUGUGUGCUUCUAGAGACGAGAGCCACGUAGCCAAUGCGUAACGAUUGUCUUUAAUGUUAACGAUCGAUUAAUUCGCAGCUCAUUAAUUCACACGCUAUUCCGAGUCUACGGAUCGCCCGCGGGCUGCGCGCAGCACGCGACGCACAUACAAGAUACAAAAAUAUUACACAUACAGACAUACAUGCAUAAAUAAAUAUGUACAUACACCUGUAUGAUUAAUUAUGAGAUUUUAGAGAGUGAUUAAGUGAAUUUCCGGAAAACUUAGUUACAAAUGAAUGCGCCAAUGACUGUCACGCGCAGACACAUUCUUCUUUAUUUUUGUCAAAUCGAUAUUUGGCCGAUAAUAAAGUGCAUAUUAGACAAGCGAAUAAAGAAAAA
This is a messenger RNA of Monomorium pharaonis (pharaoh ant), 15217 nucleotides long. RefSeq lists its product as uncharacterized. Lineage: Eukaryota; Metazoa; Arthropoda; Insecta; Hymenoptera; Formicidae. Bases 999 to 8903 code for a protein of 2634 amino acids. Gene Ontology annotation, molecular function: chromatin binding. The record is from RefSeq and is a predicted model, not a curated record. The transcript is spliced from 22 exons.